Molecule: messenger RNA, 588 nt
Organism: Alternaria postmessia
Lineage: Eukaryota; Fungi; Ascomycota; Dothideomycetes; Pleosporales; Pleosporaceae
Exons: 4
Coding region: 1-588 (195 amino acids)
Source: RefSeq, a predicted model, not a curated record
AUGUCUCAUCGAAGAGAGAUACGCACAAACUCCACAAGAUCAGGCUCCAGAAACGACGCUCGUCAACAUGGUCCUCCAGACCCAGAACCGCCGGCAGCACCACCAAUCAUCAUCCUUUCCCAAUCUGGCAAAGCACAAGCGCCCCACUUCCAGGUACCAGACCCUGCCGAUCAGCAAGUCCAGCCGCAACCACCUACGUCAUCCCUGUCACCAGAAGCCUCACCAGACGAGCUUGAAGCUACCGAAACUUCGUGCCCACCCGACAAACCCGAGCCCGAACCGCAUCCAGCACCGCCUGUAAUCAUCCUACGCGACGAAACACCCAGUUCGUCCCCACCAGCCUCCGCGCCACCCACUUGUCCCGCUACAACACACACACCCCCUACGAUGGGCUCCAAAGUCAGCAAAGUCAAAGAGCAAGCCUCGAACGGGAAGCUUCAGCCAAGCCAAGAGCGUCUGGAUAAGGAAGAGAUGAAGGAGCCAGACAAUUAUUACACACAUCGCAGCAAGAGCAUGCGUCGGAAAGCUGGCAAGACUGGAGCUAGCAGUGGCGCCGGAGGUGCGCAGGGUGGUGCUGGUAUUGCAUAA